AUGGAGGCAUUGAGCAAAUUGUUGGCAAGAGCAGGUCAUGAAGGCUUCCUGGAAGGUUUUGUGGUGGAGUCUCCCACAGGAGCAUCUAUGAGUGUUUCCCGUUUGUUACAUGCAGAUAAUGUGCUAAUCUUUUGUGGGGCGGUGGUGGAACAAUUGGGUUACUUGAAAUGUGCUUUGUUAUGUUUCAAGGCUAUCUCAGGCCUUCGGGGAAAUUUGAGGAAGUCUAAGCUGAUUCCAGAGGGUAAGGUGGAGGGAUUGCCAGUGCUAGCGGCGGUAUUGGGUUCUAAGGUGUCCAUUUUGCUGGUGACCUAUUUAGGUUUGCCAUUGGGGGCGUCAUUUAAGGCUAAAGGGGUGUGGGAUGGGGUUGUGGAAUGGAUUCAACGACAGUUAGCCAGUUGGCAACGGCAAUAUCUUUCGAAAGAGGAAAGGUUGAAUCUGAUCAAGAGUGUGCUGAGUAGUAUCCCAACAUACUUUAUGUUUGUGUAUGUUAUUUCGGUGUCUGUGGCGCGACGGAUUGAGAAGUUACAAAAGGAUUUCCUGUGGGGUAGUGGGGGUGAUGAUUUUAGUUAUCACUUGGUGGAUUGGGGCUGGAUCUGUCAACCGAAAGUGGCAGGGGGUGAGGAGUUUAGUGACUUUUAA
Messenger RNA from Camellia sinensis, 639 nucleotides. Lineage: Eukaryota; Viridiplantae; Streptophyta; Magnoliopsida; Ericales; Theaceae. The record is from RefSeq and is a predicted model, not a curated record.